Arvicanthis niloticus (Nile rat) is the source of this 921-nucleotide messenger RNA. The record is from RefSeq and is a predicted model, not a curated record. NCBI's taxonomy places the organism in Eukaryota, Metazoa, Chordata, Mammalia, Rodentia, Muridae.
AUGAGUGAGCAGGAGGUCACCUACACAAGUGUGAGAUUUCAUAAGUCUUCAGUGUUGGAGAACCAAGUGAGGCCUAGGGAUACUCAAGGGCCCAGAGAAGCUGGCCGCCGAGGGAGUUCAGUCCCCUGGCAGCUCAUUGUGGUAGCUCUUGAACUCCUCUGUUGCAUUCUGCUGGUAACUGUUGUGGUGUUGGUGGCAAACAUUUUUCAGUAUUGUCAUGAAAAACAUGAGAUGCAAGAAACUUUAAUUCACCGCUGUAACUGCAGCACCAUGGCAAGUGACAUUGACAUAAAGGAAGAACUGUUGAGAAAUAAGUCUAUAGAGUGUAGUUCAGGAAAUGAUCUUCUGGAAUCCCUCAAUAGAGAGCAAAACAGAUGGUACAAUAAAACCAAGAAUAAGAAUAUUUUACAUUCCUCUCAGCACACAGGCAAAUGUGUUGAAUCACACUGGUUCUGCUAUGGUAUAAAAUGUUAUCGUUUCAUAAUGGACAAAAAAUCAUGGACUGAAUGUAAAGAUUCCUGCCAGCAUUUCAGCUUAUCUCUUCUGACAAUAGAUGAUGAGGAUGAACUGAAGUUCCUUCGGCCCCAGGUUACUCCUGACAGUUACUGGAUUGGAUUGUCAUAUGAUAAGGAAAAAGAGGAAUGGUCAUGGAUUGACAGUGGUUCAUCUAAACUUUCCUUGAACAUAGUGAAAUACAAUGUAAAGGAAGGAGAAUGUGUGUUCUUAUCUAAAACAAGACAAGAAAAUACUAUGUGCACAAACCAGUACCCGUGUAUUUGUGAGAAGAGACUGGAUGAGUUCCCUAACUGGCUCUCCAACAACAGAAUUUAUAGUUUACGAAGAGGUCUUGGACAGUGUCUCACUGCUGUAAUAGUAGGAGUUGGCAAUCUUCAGUAUUCAAGGGCUAGCAAUAUUUUUUAA